Molecule: messenger RNA, 1278 nt
Organism: Brassica napus (rape)
Lineage: Eukaryota; Viridiplantae; Streptophyta; Magnoliopsida; Brassicales; Brassicaceae
Product: heat stress transcription factor A-8-like
Exons: 1
Coding region: 510-1091 (193 amino acids)
Source: RefSeq, a predicted model, not a curated record
CCGAAAUACCCGAAAAUCCGAAAUACCCGAUCCGAACCCGAACGGGUACCCGAACGCCCACCCCUAGUGUCUGUCUAUAGAAAAGGUCGGUUUAUGUAAAUAUAUCUAAAUAAGCCUAUAAUAAGGGAGAGAGAGAGAUUGGGCCCGAAGGCUUCAAAACUAUCUUAACGAUCUUUUAAAACAAACAAAAAAAUCUAAAAGCUUGGCGACAGAUCCUCUCUCUCUCUCUCUCUCUUCAUAGCAAUUUCCUUUGAUUAAACAGAGCGAUCCUUUGGUUUGUAAGAGGUCGAAAGGAGUUGCUGAAGAAUGUUAUCCGGAGGAAGAAUGUUCAGAGUAGUGACCAUCAGAGCAAAAGAGCUUCCCAAAAAGAGGAAAGUACUUGUAAGGAAGAUGAUGAUACUGAGAAGAGUGAGCUGUGGAAAGAAGUUGAUAUCUUAAAAGGGGAUAAGAAGGCAUUGGCGCAGGAGCUUGUCAAAGUCAGGCAGUACCAGGAGGUUACCGACACGAAGAUGCUUCACUUGGAAGACAGAGUUCAAGGAAUGGAAGAGAGUCAGCAGGAGAUGUUGUCGUUUCUGGUGAUGGUUAUGCAGAAUCCAAGUCUCUUGGUUCAGUUGCUUCAACCAAAGGAGAGUAGCUGGAGAAAGGCAGAAGGAGGAGCAACGAUUUUGGAAGAAGUUAUAGAUGAAGGAGACUCAGACUCAAGUGGUCUUCCUUUAGUAACAUACCAGCAGCCACCAUCAGAGGGAACAGCAGCAAAGUCAAGCUCGAUUGACGUAAAUGACUUCUUGAGAGACGCGGACAUGUUGAAGUUCUGCUUGGAUGAGAAUCACGUGCCGUUGAUCAUACCUGAUCUGUAUGAUGAUGGGGCAUGGGAGAAGCUUUUGUUGUUGAGCCCUUCAAUGAAGAAGAAUGUGAAGAAAGGAAAGGAUGAUGCAACAUUGGAGGAGGAGGAGGAGGAUGAAACCAUGAAGGUGAUACAAGAAGAAAUGGAGAGAGCAGAUGACUUUGAUUUUGGACAGCUUACUCCAGAGAGGUCUAGGAAUCUUGAGAUUCUAACACAGCAGAUAGCAUUGCUGGCUUCAAAUGAAUAGAGAAAAAAGGAUGAGUUUUUGAACAUAUCAAAACUUUGUUAUGUAGUGAAACAUUAUAAGUAGGCUCUGGAGUAUUAUUUUUUGAGCAGAGUUUUUCUUAAAGAUAUGCUAUAUAUAGGCUAUAGCGUCUUACUAAAGAAAACAUGGACUCUUUAUCUACUGAGAAUUUUACUUUCUGCUCGGUAAA